Molecule: messenger RNA, 1629 nt
Organism: Nicrophorus vespilloides
Lineage: Eukaryota; Metazoa; Arthropoda; Insecta; Coleoptera; Silphidae
Product: iduronate 2-sulfatase
Exons: 4
Coding region: 80-1627 (515 amino acids)
Molecular function (GO): iduronate-2-sulfatase activity
Source: RefSeq, a predicted model, not a curated record
UUAUUGAUUGAAUGAAACUGAAUAUGAGAUUCCCGGCAACCGGCACGUCAGAUUUUUAAAUAAACAAGAAGUGUUAAUUAUGAUAAUAAUGAUGAAACUGUUGUUGUUUAUGUUAUUAUCCCAUGUGUUAGUGGAUGGAAGAAAGCCAAACGUUUUAUUCAUAGUUGUGGAUGAUUUAAGGCCAUCAAUUAAAGUUUUUAAUGAUGAUAAUGCAUAUACACCUAAUUUAGAUAUUCUGGCACAGAAAAGCUUCAUAUUUCAUAACGCAUUUGCACAACAAGCACUCUGUGGUCCCAGUCGAACUUCUUUCUUAACCAGCAGAAGACCAGACAGCUUGCAUUUAUAUGAUGUCCAUAGUUAUUGGAGACAUACAGUUGGAAACUUCACAACAAUCCCACAACAUUUUAAAGAGAAUGGUUACAUGACCCAUUCAAUUGGAAAAGUUUUCCAUCCUGGUGUUGUAUCCAAUUACACAGAUGAUUUUCAAUACAGUUGGAGCUUUAAGCCCUUCCAUCCAGUCACAGACAAAUACAAGAACAGCAGAGUUUGUGUUAACAGGUACGGUCAUAAACAGGCAAACAUUGUUUGUCCUGUCAGAAUUGAAGACCAACCAAAGGAAAGUCUGCCUGACAUUGAAACUUUAAAUGCUGGAUUGAAAUUCUUGCAAAGGAAAUGGUCAAAACCUUAUUUUCUAGCUGUCGGAUUUCAAAAGCCUCAUAUACCAUUAAAAUACCCAAGAAAAUAUUUAGAUUAUCAUCCAUUGAAUAAAGUGACUUUACCUAAAAAUAGACAGAGACCUUCAGAUUUGCCAAACGUGGCUUGGAAUCCAUGGUUGGAUGUUAAAUCAAGAGAUGAUGUUGCUGCACUCAACAUUUCAUUUCCAUUUGGAAUGAUGCCUGAUAAUUUUUCUUUGCUUAUUAAGCAAAGCUAUAUGGCAGCAACAACUUAUAUUGAUGAUCUCAUUGGGAAAUUAUUAACAGAAAUAGAUGAUAAUACUAUUGUCGUAAUUUUUGGAGAUCAUGGAUUUUCUUUGGGCGAACAUGGCGAAUUUGCAAAAUACAGUAACUUUGAUGUAGCCACAAGAGUUCCCUUAAUAAUACACGUUCCCAAAUGGACGGAAACGUUAGUACAAUCUAAAGAGUUAGUCGAAUUGGUUGAUUUGUUUCCAACGUUAGUUGAUUUGACUCAAAUCUCACCAAGUUUAGAUACAUGUUCUGAGAAGGAAACUAAAUUAUGCACAGAGGGUAUAAGUCUUGUACCUCAUAUGAUUGAUUUGAUUAAUAAUAAAACUGAGAAGGUGAGGAAGAGAGCAAUUUUCACACAAUAUCCCAGACCUGGGAUAUAUCCAAGCAUUUAUCCUAAUAGCGAUCAGCCUAAAUUAACGGAUAUUCAAAUAAUGGGGUAUUCGAUCAGAACAUCACUAUUCCGGUAUACAGAAUGGGUUGAAUUUGAUAAUAGUUUAUUUUUACCCAACUGGUCUAAAGUAUAUGCUAUCGAAUUAUAUUGCCAUCAGUUUGAUAAGGCGGAAAAUAUCAAUUUAUCAAACAGGCCGCAAAUGAAGCAUAUUAUGAGACGUCUUAGGAAACAACUGAUUCGUGGCUGGAGAGAUGCAGUUGAUAACUUUUGAAG